Molecule: messenger RNA, 3341 nt
Organism: Biomphalaria glabrata
Lineage: Eukaryota; Metazoa; Mollusca; Gastropoda; Planorbidae
Product: F-box only protein 39-like
Exons: 10
Coding region: 260-1729 (489 amino acids)
Molecular function (GO): protein binding
Source: RefSeq, a predicted model, not a curated record
GCCGUCAUAUUGGAGACUACAUCUUUAGACCAUAUAAUAUUUCUCAUUAAAAUAGCAUUUUUAUAAUACGAUACCGUUCUAUACUCAGAUCAUAACUUGUAUGGGAUCUAUGACUCAUUUUAAAAAUAGCUGUUAAAUCGAAUUUAAAAAAAAGAAGAUCUAGAACUAGAUCUUGAUUGAGUCGUGAUAGAUAAUUUAGAUCUAUUCGAUUAUUCUAGAUCUAUAGAGACAAGAUUAAGAAAUUUUAAUAUAGAUCUAGAUGGGAUCUAAUGUACAUUUGAAGGCAGAAAUGCUGUUCAAAAAUAAACCUAAUGUCGUGGAUGUCAAGGGCGGCGUCAUUAGAAAAGUUCCUGACGAGCCCAUGGAAAGUGAAGAGGAACAAGCAGCUAAAAGGAUGAAGCUAACAAACAAUGAAUACACAGCUGAGUGUACGUCGAAUGUUUUAGACCAGGAUACAGAUGCCAUUACCCAUGAUUGGAGAUUGUUGCCCUAUGUUGCCUUAACUCAGAUUUACUCUAUGCUGCCUAACAAUGACCGGUACCACAUGUCCUUGACCUGCCGAAACUGGGGUGUGCCUCUGACAUCACCAGAGAUCUGGAGAGCACUGAAGUUCAAGUUUAACAGAGUAGAAGACAGGAAAGCGGCGGAGUAUGUCCUGAAGGUGCGGCCGUAUGCGUUACGCUACCUCAACGUAGACUGCAAGGUAUCCGUUGGUGGUAUUGUUGGAGAAAGGGACUCCAUCAUUUAUUUGCUCAGAUUAAUUCGCUACUUGGUCUACCACAAAACUGACCAGCUGAUCUCCCUUCGGUUGGCCAACAUGAGCCGAAUCAUUGUGAAGUGGACAAAAUCCACCAAACAUAGAGAUCUAGUCCUGACAUUGCGCCGCUUCCUGGAAACACAGAAGGAGCUGCGGAUUUUGAAUUUGUCCUGUGCAGGUUUCACUUUAGAACAAGGAACCACGAUGUUAAAAAAGGUGGGACAAAGUUGCGGAUCAAAAUUGGAUAAACUGAUCAUUGAUGGAUUGUUUGCCAUAGAGGAGGACAGAGAAAUGUUGUCAGUUGUUAUAAUACAGCCUUUAAAAUAUUUUACAGAAAUAACGUCCUUGUCCAUCAGUUAUGAGUACCUCUGUGAUCAAGUCAUUGAUGCUCUGAUUGACUACGGGAAACUGCUGAACCUACGGAUUUAUGUGGAAGAUUCAAAGCAACUGCAUCGCAUUACAAGCGAGUCCUGGCGGGUACUGCAGGCUGAGUGCCCAGACUUGGAGGUCCAUUACGUCUUGCAUGACGUGUUUCAUCACACCAAGUUCAAGAAAAUUCUGUUGCGUGGUGUCCCGCUCGGAACGCUGGAGUGGGAUUUUAAAGAAGACAUGAACGAUGAGGAUUGGGACGACCAAGACGUUAUCUUGUGUAUGAAGUACACGGCGGAACUCUUUCAUAACACAGUCCGACAUAUUACUGUGGGCAUUGAACAUUGUUAUUAUCAAUAUAGAAAAAUGUUUGAGGAGAUCUUAAAAAGAUGUUUAAUUAUUGAGACACUGAAUGUCAAUGGUCCAGAUGACAAUUCUUUCAAGAGGGCGUUGGCCAUCCAAGUAUUGUGGGGAUGUAUUAGACAACCCAGAAUUACCCUUCAGGAGUUGAACUACAAUGGGAAAAAUAUUAGUCUUUGGGACUCCCAGCUGCACCUUUCAAUCAAAAAACUAUUGGGGCAGUCGAAUCAGGCGCCCUCCUGAUCUACAUUCAAUAUAACAAGCAAUGGAUUGGAUGAAGUGUGAUUCAUAACCUGUACGCAACAAAUUAAACACAUUUGAGCCAAGCCUUAUCUCGUGUUAGCUUCAUAUACAUCAGAUGAAAUUUGUACUGACUUACAAUAGUUCAAGUGUUCUACUGUAGUUCAUACGUUGUUACCUAUAGAAUGAAACAAAGUCUUGAAUUUAUUUUGAGAAACUCUUUGGAUUUAUUGAGUAACUUGAUAAAGGAGACAAUAACUCUGAAAUAAAUUCACCCUUGGACUACAUCAAUCUAAUCUUUUCUUUUCCAAUGAUGUUUUCAUUUUAAUAGGAAUUCUUUUAAAUAAUAGAGUUAUACUAACUACGCAACAGUGUGAUGACUUUUGCAUAUUACAUAUAUAUCUUUUAGAGUAAGAUUGAAUAUCGACUGUACAAAGAAUAUUCCAUUGUGGGCAUUAUCGAUAAGUAGCUUUAUAUAUGUAUAUACAAAGCUUAUUUUAACUUUAUCUAUUGAGAAUUAUUAAUUUUGUUUUACACUUUUUUCUCCCACAUACCCAUUCUUGGAUCAAAUUGAAAUUGUCCACAAUUAUUCAUUGCCGAAGACAAUACAUGAAUCAAUAAAAAAAAAACCUAACCAAUUAGUUAAUCAAUUUGGCUUAUUUAAUUAGUUUUGUUUAUAUAAAAAUGGGACAUAAAUCUUGCAGUAUUGAGAGAUAAGGCAGUGAUUUUGUGGUGCUUACCAUUCUAUAAGCUUUGUUUUUUUAAAGUAUUUCUUAUAUUUUGUUGUUUUUAAAAUUCCACUUUAUGAUUUUACUAGUCCUAAAGAGCUCAGGUAAAAUUGAAGAAUUUUUAUUUAUUUUUAAACUAGUAUAGAUGUUUAGAAGUUACCAUAUCCAAACCAAGCUCCGUAGUCCUUGCCUGGAUCACUCAACAGUUAUAAAGUUUUGGGCCUGGCGAGUUUGUGAGUUUUUUAGCUCUAAACCAUGAAGUGGCAUUUAAAUUCCAAAACAUGACCAAAUAUCCGAGUAUCUGAAGAAGAGGCAUUAUAGGGUAGGACUAGGUUGAACAAGUGUAGCGUGAUUUCCUCUAAUUUGAUUCAUUUUGGCUUUGUCACUACUUAGAAUGAUUUGAGUGUAACGGUAGCAUCAAAAUGGACACAACAUUGUUUGGCAGUUUUUUGAUCGUAUGCUAACUAAAGGGAAAAGGAAAAUUUGCAUAGAUCACUUUAUUUCAAUACACAUAUACAUUUAGAAUCUAUGUUUCUCUUAUCAGGGUUUACAAUUUAACUUUUGAUGUUCACUUGUACAAAUUGUAAUGACUUUUCACAGAUUCAUAUCAAACAACCGAAAAACUUACCUAUAAAUGUGUAAUAUUCAUGCAUACUUUCAUAAAGCUAAAUUAUGUACUAUAUCGAUCAGCAUGUUAAAUUGCUUAUAAAUAAGUUGCAACGUUAGUCCGGCACACUGAGCCACUGGAUGAACCUAAAAAGCAAUGGGAUGAAUGACAUUUUGUCGAUAAUAAAUAUGAAUAUAUAAAACAAUGGAUAUAAUGAUCUUUAUAUUUAUUAAAACAUGUUGCCUUAUUAUGCCUGUUUAUUAAACAUGUUCCCACACUG